GGAAAAGUUGCGGUUGCUGCGCUACGGCGGCCCGGAAGAACCCCGUGCGUCAUUCCCGACCCGCCUUUAAAAUCUUUCGCCUUCCGCCGUUUUCUUCUUUUCUCUUCUUCUUCUUUUUUUUCUCCAAUUUUGAAAGUUGAACACCCAGACGGUAAAUUUGACUCAGCAAGCCUUUCGAUGCUUGCUGGGUUGUAUUAGCUGGGGAGACCAAUAUCCCGUCCCCAAGAGCUGCAGCGAAGAAAAUCUGUGCAACUGCAGCCCCGUUGAUGGGAUACAAAUCCAUAUCUUCUGCUAAAUGGUGGUUUGAUGUCACUGCCUGAUUGCAUUUGUAUCAGCAUGUUAAUCCACGAGUUCGGUUAGAAUGGGAUAAACGCAAGAAACUUGGUUUUUUCACACACCUGAUAGAAUUUUGCCGUGUAUUAUUUUUUUUUCUCCUUCAUAUUUGCGCUAGACUUCUUCCUACACGGAGCACAACAUGGCUUCCGACAGUCUUUCAAACGCCUUGAAAAAGGUCCAUCUUGAUCAAGAUGACCCCAAAGGUGUUAAAAAACAAAAUCGCAAGGCUCGAAGCCGACAAAUACAGGGUCCGUUUCGGUUCUUCGACCUUCCGUCAGAGAUACGGCUGCGAAUCUACUCGUUCGUCCUCUUUACACCGCGUCGCAGAAAAGCACUGCGAGCAAAUGGCAGUGUAGGCGCCUCGUCGAAAAAUCCUCCUCGGUCGCCAAUGGAUCACCGUAUCAAUCUGUACCUGGCAUCGCGCCGUAUGCACAACGAAGCUACCGACUUCUUUUACUCCAGUCAGAUCUUUCGGCUCUUCCAUAUCCAAGAUUAUUGCACGCUCCCAACAAUCAGAGCCGUCUCGUCGCGGUACCUACCCUCCAUUGCGAGUGUCGAAUUGAUCCUGGGCUCCAGUUGGACUGCACCGCCUGAGAGCUGGACGGUUAACAGGGAACUCGGCCUGGAGGAGAUGACUCGCGUCAAGACGUUCAAAAUAUUUGUAGAAUGCGACCCGUCGCAUCCGGUCUUCGAGGGUUUCCGAAUUUCCGAGGGCUUUUACACCGAGUUUGCCGGGGCAAUUGUGCAGCAGUCCCUCAAAAGACUACCCAACGUGGUUCACGUCGAGUUCGAUGCAUACCCAUCUGUGCGCAAGAGCGGGGAAUUGAUGCAGCGAUUGCUUCACGAGGCAAGAGCGGCAUCGAAGAAGAUUGUCUGGGGCCCUAUGAGAGGGUGGACAGAUUAUGACGGCGAGGAGAUACUUAAGAGGAACCCUAUCUACGAGCGCAACUACGAUGAAAAGAGUCUGAAUAAUCCUGUCACGCAGAGAAGACUUCGGAUUUUGAACUCAUGACCGCAAUGAUUUGAUUUCGUGCCUUUCCAUGAGGACAUGACAAUGGUUUCUGUACAGUUUAUGGUUUUACUGUCUUUGGCGCACUGUUAGAUAUUAGACUUUCAUAUAUAGAGCACAUCGAUUUACGCUAUUUUUUUACACUUUUUUUUUUCUUACUUUCUCUUGAUUACACGUCAUGCCUAUUGAUGUCUACAUAAAACA
Aspergillus melleus is the source of this 1549-nucleotide messenger RNA. RefSeq lists its product as uncharacterized. Lineage: Eukaryota; Fungi; Ascomycota; Eurotiomycetes; Eurotiales; Aspergillaceae. The transcript has a single exon. The coding region runs from base 476 to 1348 and encodes 290 amino acids. The record is from RefSeq and is a predicted model, not a curated record.